Molecule: messenger RNA, 783 nt
Organism: Cydia strobilella
Lineage: Eukaryota; Metazoa; Arthropoda; Insecta; Lepidoptera; Tortricidae
Exons: 2
Coding region: 208-783 (191 amino acids)
Source: RefSeq, a predicted model, not a curated record
UGUAUGUUUGUUUACUUAUAAGCAUGUUACAUAUGAACUUACAUAAUAAUCUCAUUGUGUUGAGCUAAAAUUACGCUAUUUAACAGGAUGUAUUAUCGGUUUUCCUUAGUCGCGUCCGAAUUUUGAUUGACUCCGCUAGUUCUUGCCGCUCUAAGUUUGAUAUAUAAUAUAGUUUGAUAUGUCAACUAUAUUAAUUAAUAUAUCAAGAUGAACCUCCACCAGGUCACGCUAUUCAUGACACUCCGCGUCUUCCACACGCAAGCCCAGUUCCCAAUGCAAUUCCCUUCAGCAAUGUCCAUGCAAAUGGGCAUGCCACCCGUGCCAAUGCAAAUGCCAAUAGUCGGCCCGCCACAACUGCCAAGCGUCGUAAUGCCAUACCAUUCACGUACAGCCGAUAAAUUUAGAGAGAGACCAAGGAAGUCAAAAAGGUCAAAGAAACCUAAGAAAAAGCAAAAGAAGAAACGUUAUGAAUCGGAAUCCGGUUCAUCUAGUUCUGAUGAUAGUCGAUCUAUGUCUGGGUCUGAAAGUCUUGAAAUUAAUUUUACUAGUAGAGCUAAAGACAAAAGAAGACGUGAGGUUCUCACGCCGGUGGUGUCUUACGUGACCAAUGAUGGAUAUGUGGUAUAUCAGAAAAAGAUAAAGAAGGAUCGGGCUAAGGACUGGUUGGAGUUAGGAAAGAACUCAGAUCCCAAUGCGCUGGAAACCAGGGAUAGUGAGAGUGAUGAGGUUGAAGGAAAGGAUUCGGUUCGGAAGCGUCGUUUUAAGUCUCGUCGGUCGCAGUGA